AUGUCAUCAGCAUGGUAUAUGUCGGAUCUGAGCAAGCAAUCCUCAUUGACAAAGAAACUGUUGCGAAAGGAGAACGAAAAGAAGGACGAAAGUGCAGUGUCGCUGACUACAAGGACCGUGAGGGGCCAAGACAAACUCAGUCGUGCUAAAGUGCGUUCUCUGCGAAUCACUCUUCUCCUAAUUCUCGUAUACGUCAUAACUUGGUUGCCCAACAAUCUUCUCUCUUGGUGGAUGGUGAUCUCGUUCGAUUCAUACCGCGAUCAUCAGGAUACUACGUUUCCCCUGGCCUUCUUAGUUGUGUUGAAUAGCGUGAUUAAUCCCUUCAUCUACGGCAGGUGUCAAGGGCUGAAAAUGAUGUUGUGUUGUCGCCGGAUCGACUCUCGACCAAAGAAAGUGUGCAACAUUCUACAGUGUUGA
Messenger RNA from Ostertagia ostertagi, 417 nucleotides. The record is from the annotation of a GenBank genome assembly. Lineage: Eukaryota; Metazoa; Nematoda; Chromadorea; Rhabditida; Trichostrongylidae.